Messenger RNA from Rodentolepis nana, 1407 nucleotides. The record is from the annotation of a GenBank genome assembly. Lineage: Eukaryota; Metazoa; Platyhelminthes; Cestoda; Cyclophyllidea; Hymenolepididae.
AUGAUAACUAAGAUAUUUUCAUCAGACUGUGUUAGUGUUUUGCGUGGUGCGACUAGUGUCUUAAGUGCUGCAACAUCUGUACAAGCAGCUAACCUAAAACUAUUCAUAAAAUUGGUCGGAUUUAAUAACUGCCUCCAAAUUUGCAAUAAUAAUUAUCCUAAGUCUCCAACUAGUAGCCGCAAAUGCAGGCUUCCAGAAGCAAUCUGUGAUUACACUACUCGUCCAGAUUUCUCGACAAGAGCUCGCAAUUUCUCUACCUCCAUUGCUGAUUCAUCUAAUCAUCCAGAUAAGAAAAAGAAGGCGCUUUCAACAUCUAAGCAACGCCAUGUUCCUGCUUCUCGGAUAGGCAGAGCUACUGGCUUUGGAAGACGUUUAGAUCUUUUUGUGGGACUGGGCAUUGGCGCUAUGACUGAAUACGCAAAGCGUUCUCUUGGUGCUUCAGACAAUAAACUCGAUUCCAAUCUCUUUUUAAACGAUGCUAACUUAGAAAGAAUUGUUGACACUCUCUGUCGUAUGCGUGGUGCAGCUCUUAAACUUGGUCAAAUGCUAAGUAUUCAAGGUACUUUGGCCUUUAAUUUCGCCCAUUACGUGCCUUGUUUAGACAGUUCCCUUGUCAGCCCGAAGAUUCAGAGUAUAUUUGAGAGAGUUCGACAGUCAGCGGAUUUUAUGCCUACUUCACAGAUGUACUCGGUUAUAGAUGCAGAAUUGGGUCCCAAUUGGAAGGACAAGUUGGCCUCAUUCGAUGAGAAGCCCUUUGCUGCUGCAAGUAUCGGACAAGUCCACAUGGCUUCCCUUCCUGAUGGAACGCGUCUGGCUAUGAAAAUCCAAUAUCCUGGUGUGGCUAAGAGUAUAGACACUGAUGUGGCCAACAUCAGUAUGCUUCUAAAGCGUUUCAACUUCCUCCCUCGCGGAAUGUACGCUGAUUCAGCCAUCCGCACGGCAAAGAAGGAACUCAAGUGGGAAUGUGAUUACAUCCGGGAGGCUGCUUUUGCCAAGAAAUUUGCCAGGCUUCUUGAGAAUGAUCCUGCAUUUAUCGUGCCCAAAGUUUACGACGAGUUGUCUACUGAAAAAGUCUUCACAACUGAAUUCUUUGAUGGGCUGGUAUUAGAUGAUUGCGUUGACCUUCCACAGGAAGUUCGAAACCGGAUUGGUGAAAACAUCCUUCGUCUUUGCCUUCUGGAGGUUUUCGUCUAUAACUGCAUGCAGACGGAUCCCAAUUGGUCCAAUUUCCUCUACUGCAAAAAUCCUGACAAGAUUGUCCUGCUAGACUUUGGUGCUUCAAGAGACUACCCAAGACAAUUUGUGGACGACUAUCUCAGAGUCAUUGUUGCUGCAUCUGAGGGUGAUAAUGCAGGUAUUAUCGAGCACUCGAAGAACCUCGGAUUCUUGACUGGCUAUGAGACGAAG